Molecule: messenger RNA, 5495 nt
Organism: Canis lupus familiaris (dog)
Lineage: Eukaryota; Metazoa; Chordata; Mammalia; Carnivora; Canidae
Gene: SPTLC3
Product: serine palmitoyltransferase long chain base subunit 3
Exons: 13
Coding region: 542-2155 (537 amino acids)
Biological process (GO): ceramide biosynthetic process; sphingosine biosynthetic process
Cellular component (GO): serine palmitoyltransferase complex
Molecular function (GO): serine C-palmitoyltransferase activity; pyridoxal phosphate binding
Source: RefSeq, a predicted model, not a curated record
AGCCCGCCUCCUCGCAGUUUGCCACAGGGUUUUGCAGUCUCCUGAUUUCCUCAUGCCCCCAGGAGCCCGCAUGGGCAAUCUUCUUUGUAGUUUCAGAAGGUUUGUUGCCCUGAAGGUCGCACUCUGAGUUGAGGAGUGCAAAAAUAACCCCUUGUUUUGCCUUCCAAAGAUCUGCCCCAAAGAUAAGCUGUUGCUCUUCUGGAAAGCCUGACUGGUAGGAUUCCUUCAGGGGUUCAGCCCAAAGUGCUUCCUUUCGUCCCCUCACCAGCUUCACUCACGAUCAGAGCUUGCCCAGGACCUCUGGAGGAAAACCUGCUGGAUUCCAUCAUCUCGCCCACAAAUGGCUAAUCCUGGAGGUGGUGCUGUUUGCAAUGGGAAUCUGCACAACCACGAGAAACAGAGUGACGGCUCACCAAGUGGAAACUGCGCGAAGAACGGGAUAGUGAAAGAAGCCCAGUAGGCGUUAUGCUAAGCUUGGAAGCUUCCAUCAAAAACCUCAGGCCUGGCCUCUCCCAGCUGAGCAUCUGAAACCUACCACAAUAUGAAGAGAAAACAUUCGACUCCUAUCUUUCCCGUGAGGACAAUCCUAAUAAUAUCCACCAUCUAUUUGUCACAAAAUGGGAAGUCACAUUUUUACGAUAAGCCAAUUGCUGAAUCCUUUGAAGAAGCACCCCUUCACGUUAUGGUUUUCACUUACUUGGGAUAUGGACUUGGAACUCUAUUUGGCUAUCUCAGAGACUUUUUGAGGAGCUGGGGAAUAGAAAAGUGUAACGCAGCUAUAGAACGAGAAGAACAAAAAGAUUUUGUGCCGCUUUAUCAAAACUUUGAGAAUUUUUACACACGGAACUUGUACAUCAGAAUCAGAGACAACUGGAACCGGCCCAUCUGCAGUGCCCCGGGAUCUCGGUUUGAUGUGAUGGAGAGGGUGUCGGAUGACUACAACUGGACAUUUAGGUUUACUGGAAGAAUCAUCAAAGAUGUCAUCAACAUGGGUUCAUAUAACUUCCUUGGCUUGGCCGCCAGUUAUGAUGAAUCUAUGAGGACAGUAAAGGAUGUUUUAGAAGAGUAUGGCUUAGGUGUGGCCAGCACCAGGCAUGAAAUGGGAACCUUGGAUAAGCAUGAAGAAUUGGAGAACCUUGUGGCUAAGUUCCUGAAUGUAGAAGCAGCUAUGGUCUUUGGGAUGGGAUUUGCAACUAACUCAAUGAAUAUCCCUGCUCUAGUUGGAAAGGGAUGCCUCAUUUUAAGUGAUGAGUUAAACCAUGCAUCUCUUGUACUUGGGGCCCGACUUUCAGGUGCAACUAUAAGGAUCUUCAAACACAACAACAUGCAAAGCCUAGAGAAGCUCCUGAGAGAUGCUGUAAUCUACGGCCAGCCUCGAGUCCGCAGAGCUUGGAAGAAGAUUCUCAUCCUAGUGGAGGGCAUCUACAGCAUGGAAGGUUCCAUCGUGCAUCUGCCCCAGAUCGUGGCUCUAAAGAAGAAAUACAAGGCUUACCUCUACAUAGAUGAAGCUCACAGUAUUGGGUCCGUGGGCCCAACUGGCCGGGGUGUUGUAGAAUUCUUUGGACUGGACCCUCGAGAUGUCGAUGUGCUUAUGGGCACAUUCACCAAAAGCUUUGGAGCUGCAGGAGGUUACAUAGCUGGAAGGAAGGAGCUUGUGGAUUAUUUACGAGUUCACUCACAUAGUGCUGUUUAUGCCACAUCCAUGAGCCCCCCAGUAGCUGAGCAAAUCAUCAGAUCAAUGAAACUUAUCAUGGGACUGGAUGGUACCACAGAAGGGUUGCAGAGAGUACGGCAGCUGGCAAAAAACACGAGAUACUUCAGACAGAGACUGAAUGAAAUGGGAUUCAUUAUCUAUGGCAAUGAGGAAUCUCCCGUUAUUCCCCUGCUUCUUUACAUGCCUGCUAAAGUAGCGGCUUUUGCAAGGCAUCUGUUAAAUAGAAAAAUCGGGGUGGUGGUUGUUGGAUUUCCAGCUACUCCCCUCGCAGAAGCUCGGGCUCGGUUUUGUAUUUCAGCUGCACAUACGCGGGAGAUGCUAGACACAGUUUUGGAAAACCUGGAUGAAAUGGGUGAUCUCCUGCAACUGAAGUAUUCCCGGCACAGGAAGUCAGCGCGCCCUGAACUCUACGAUGAGACAAGCUUUGAACUGGACGAUUAAGUUUCCUGGUCCUGAGUUGCACCUAAAGACUUUGCCAGAAAGACACCCCCCCCCCUGACUCAAAGAAAUAUAAAUGGAUUUCUCCCCCCUUUCUAUGCACAAUUUUGGUUUCCACACCAGCUUAAUUGAACUGAAGAAAAUGUUGUGUUUUUAAUGUCUCCAACUCGGGAGUGCAGAGACAAAAGUAUGGUUCCAGGUUUUAACUUUCUCCUCUCCCAAGUAUCCUACUACAAAUACACACACACUCCCUAGAACAUUUUUAAUGGCAGCGAGCCCAUGCUUUAGCUGCUACUGUGCAGACUCUUUGGUCCAGACUCUUUCAGGCAUUCCAACCAAAUGAGAGGGUUUGGGUUUUUAAUUCAGUAAAUCUCACUAUAUUUUUACUUAUUUCACCUGCAGAUGUGAGCAAGGGUCGUGGGCAGCAGCCGACCUCCUUGUUUCCCCAUAAGUGCCCCAGCUACAACUCCUCCAUAUCACUGGGAGCUCCAGGCAGGAGGAUAAAGAAAUGUUGCUUCUACCAUUUGCCGCGUUUGCACUUUAUCCAAGGCUGAGUGUCAAAGCCAUAGUUAAUGUUUGGAGAGAGAGAGUAGGACUGGCCAGCAGGGACUAGAGAUAUCUUUGAAGGAAACUUUCCUUUUCCUCUUGCUGGUAUCCUACAGUUUUACAGCUGAGCUCUUGAGGUUUGGAAAAUUCAAGACUUUUGUUUCAUAAGGAAAGGGGCAGAAAGCAAACACAAGCCAAUUUUAGGCCUAGACUAAAACUGUAAUGUUACAACAACUGGAAGGUUUUUGGUGCCAUGUGGAGUGAAUGUUUCACUUGCAUACAUAACCCUUAUUCCUCUAAGGAAUGACUUGUCGUUUUCCUAUUAAAUUUUUAGUAAAUGGUGAGAUUCAAUUUCCUUUAGAGUUGACUCUCCAGACUAUACUUGAAUGUAUUGAUUCAAAACCGACAUUAAAAAGCAAAUUCUAUUCAACUUUUUCAAGACUGACACCCCUGUUCAAGCCUAUUAAAUAGUUCUCACUGUCUGCUGGCACAUGUGAUCCAACUCUGGUGUAAAGUGGGCUUGUACACUAUUGGGCAACGAACUGUAAUUUACUUGAGUUGUCUCUUUCUGCCUCUGCUCUGUCUGUCUCUCUCUCUCUUUCUAAAUGUGAACACAGACUUAAAUGGAAUAGUACCUCUUUGCUAAUUGGAUCUAGUUGAUAUGGAAAAAGCCAGUGGAAAACCUUAUCUUUAACAAGCUCCCAGAUGGUUCCCAGAUUUGGAAACUCUAAAGAGCAGUGGUGACCUUUUAGCAAAGCUUCUGUAAUAGUUCGAAUGAGUUACAGAACAUUCCACUCCAUCAAAUGACAGUAUAAACAAAUCACUUCAAGAGAGGUUUGACUCAUGACACAGAUGGACCCAAGCUCUCAUGCUGUGUACUGAGAUAGAAACCCAGGCCAGAACACCAGUGUUGAAGAGCAAUAUGCCCUGGUGCUCAUGACUGAUUAAAGGAUAAAGUUGAUCAAUGUGAAAAGCUUUUUAUGGGGAAAGUAUAACCCCUACCAGGUAUAUCAGCUUAAAAGUGGAUCACAAUGAUGAAGUUUCUCACAAACAUUUGUAAGGAUCACUAUCAGCAGAAGAGGAGAGGAAGUGAAUUCUAACAAUGCAGUUGCCCCAUCCAGUCACUAGUUGUGAUAACUAAAUUCCAACUCUCCCCAAUGAUUUGGUGCACCAUUACCAAUGCAAAGAAAAUAUAUAUGGUAUACGUGUCCCCCCCAAAAAUUUUCCUCUUGAAAAUGUGCAUUUAAAUGAAAUUAAUUCUAGUCAAUUGUCCAAAAUGUGUAAAUGUCUUCAGUUCUAUAAAAGGAACAAUAGACAAAGAGGGCAGUGGAACAUCUGAGCUUUACUGAGGUACAGCAAGCAAUAAACAUCCCCUUCCAUUCUAGAUGUCCAUCAUCUUCAUACACACCCCUUCACACCCACCCUUUGAGUUUUAAGCCUUUAGAGGGGUGUCUUUGUAAGCAGGAAUAUUCAUCUAUCACAUGACUUUUAUGGAGGAUCUUGAGUCUGACUCAUGAUAAGAAAAUAAUUAUUUAUCUACAUGGCCUAGGGAGCAAGGGGGACAUUACUCCUGCUUCAUCAAGAUCCCAGAGUCCUGGGACAAUUUAUUACAUUCCCAGGUACAAAAGAAAAAAAAAAAAAACUACCUCUGUCAGAGGGUUUACACUGAAUACACUUAUGAGAACAACUAUAAACCAAAUACAAUGCUUCCUGAGAACAUUAGGAAGGACCCAGAUCCCACAGGGAUGGUAAUAUGAGUAUAUGUCAUAUGUAGAAUGUGGUUGGUUAAGAAGGUGAUUAUGAGAAUUUUUAAUUUUUAUAAGAAAACAUCUGCUAGGUUAAUAAAACCACAAUUUCAAAUCUGUAGGGAUUAUUGAAUCUCAAGAACUAUACCACAGCCAAAAUGUCCCUUUGGCCGGUUCGGUUAAGAACGAGAAUUUCUAACCAAGCUCUGUUAUGUACCCCAAACAUCCCAAAUGCAUGUGUGUGCGUACACACACACACACACACACAAUUUUCCCUUCUUUUACAGAGCAGGCAAGAGUAUAAAGGUAAGGUGAGAAUCUGGUUGAUAAAUAGAUGGAAGGUGUUCUAAAAGUGGUAUUCGUAGGGGGGAUAUUCGUAGCGGGGAUACACUUGCUUAACGGGGAAAUGGCAUAGACACAUUCCUAAUCUUAUUGUGGAACUGUGUUAUUGUAGAUGUUUGGCUACACUGCCUUUCAGCAUGUUUUGGUUUGACAGACACCAUGGGCUUCAGAAUUCACUAGGAAGCUUAUUAAAAUGCAGAUCGCUGGGCCCCCCACCAGACUUCCACAUAAUCAGAAUAGCUGUAGUGCCCAGGAACUUAUAUUCAGCCAGCCUCCUCAGGAGCUUCUAACCCAUGUCAUAAUUUGAGAACCAUUGUUGGAGCUUUUGUUUGCAUAGAUCAGUUGUCCCUACUAACAUAACAAACUUUGUCCUGAUUCUCUGUUGACAAGGUGUUUAUACUACUAAAGUUAAGUGAAUUAUUCCCAUCUCUUCUCAAUGGGACAUUUUGUUCCCAUUAUCCAGGUACCUUCUCUUUCUACAAAGUUGGAUAUUAAGAAUAAUCUGCCUCUGAUUAUUUAUUUACUCCAACAAAAGCUCUCAAAUAGGGUAAAAGUUAACAAUUCUUCACACAUGUAAUGUUCCUCUGUAUUUUCUUCAGAGAUAACCAGUAUUAUAAAUGGUUUACUCUGACUUACAAUUUUCAAUGAGGAAAACUUAACUCUCUGUCAUGUACUUGAAUUUAUGGCAAUAAUAACAACUAUAUUUUGAA